ACUAAUAUCAUGCCACGGAGGGGGGUAGGAUAUAAGCAAAAGUGGAGAGUGGGAGUAAGAGAUUAGGAAAGUAAAGUAGAAAAACCCUCGUAGAGAUUUCUUCACCGUCCGGCAAGUGAGCAUGAGUCGCUCAAUCGUUGUCCUCUUGUUGUUGUUUCUUGUCUCAAAUCCAUCACCUUGUAGUUCCUCUUUUACUUUCCCAUAUUCCAACUACCACAUCCUCCUCUCUCUCUCUCAUUCCCUCUUAUCCCGUGUCGCCAAUCUCCGUGAAGCGCGUGGUGACUACCAUGCCGCUGACCGAGCUCGAUCCAUUGCUAGAAUAUUGGAGAAUGGUUUGGAUAUUGGUAGUUUCUGGAACAUUAUGUGGAGUGUUGCUUGGGAUUAUGAUUGGAGAGAUGCUGCUACCUCGUUUGAUAUGUCUGAGUUGAAUGAAAUGUUGCGUGGUCUUACUGAGUUUUCCACUGUUGGUUCCGAUAGGGAAAGGGUUGACUGGAUUAAUCGGAAUUAUCAUAAUCUUUUGAAAGUUUCGACAUCUCUUUUUGGUAGAUUGAGGAAGGUCUUUCGACAAUCUGGUGAGGCACUUUGGAGAAAUGCAAAAAAAAACAUGGAAAAUACACUUGCUAGGCUCGAACUUGGGUGGAUUCCUGCAUUAGCGAGGAAACUAACCAGCGAGCCACAACUCAAGUAUGUCAAGUCAGUUGUUUUUGUACUUGGUCUAAUAUUUUUUAAGCAGGGUCCGCUGAAGGAAGUAAUAGAAACACUUCAGAAGGAAGUCUUAGAAGGCGAUUUGCUUAAGGACUGCCUUGAAUUGGGAACUACUGAUUUGAAGGGCCUACUCAUGGUUUUCAAGGAUAUUUCUUCAAAACAUACCUCUACUUCCUCUACCGGGGCAGACCUGUGACUGAGUGAAGUUGAAACCAAGGUGUUAUGGUUAACUCUUAACUACGUUGUGGCUUUCCAGUGCAGUACCAACACAAGUGCAAAAAGAUCAACGUAGAAGUAG
Molecule: messenger RNA, 1003 nt
Organism: Lycium ferocissimum
Lineage: Eukaryota; Viridiplantae; Streptophyta; Magnoliopsida; Solanales; Solanaceae
Exons: 3
Coding region: 122-901 (259 amino acids)
Source: RefSeq, a predicted model, not a curated record